Molecule: messenger RNA, 1470 nt
Organism: Mercenaria mercenaria
Lineage: Eukaryota; Metazoa; Mollusca; Bivalvia; Venerida; Veneridae
Exons: 1
Coding region: 1-1470 (489 amino acids)
Cellular component (GO): nucleus
Molecular function (GO): DNA binding
Source: RefSeq, a predicted model, not a curated record
AUGAAAUACGACAGGGCAAAUCUUUUGAGGGCAUUCCAAGCCACACAGAAGGGCAUGUCAGUCUACAGGGCUUCUAGAGAGUACAACGUUCCAGAAUCAACUCUACGUGACAGAACACGGGGAUUGGUUCCUGUUGAUGUAACUGUGGGGUUUAAGCCAUUGUUUUCUGUAGAUGAAGAAGAAAAGCUUGUCAAGCACAUUUCUUACAUGGCAGACAUAGGCUAUGGAUAUAAUGUGUCCAAAAUAAAGUACAUGGCCAGGGACUAUGCCUUACAUCUUGGAAAAGUUGUUAAGUCUGCUGAAAGUCUCAGUGAUUGUUGGUUUUAUGACUUUGUAAAGAGAUGGCCUAACUUAAAAAUUGCCAAACCACAGAAACUUGCCAUAUCUAGAGCUAAAUCUGCAUCAAGACAAACCAUUGAUAACUAUUACUGUGAACUUGAAUCUAUCUUGAAAGAACACAACUUACUAGACAAGCCAGAACGGAUUUUCAACAUAGAUGAGACUGGAGUGUCCACAGAGCACCAACCACCAAAGGUUGUUUGUAGUAAAGACACAACUCCGCAAGCUGUUACAUCACCUAGGUCUUCUUUGGUUACAAUCAUUGCAGGAGGUAAUGCCAUUGGUAAUUCUAUACCACCAUACUUUGUUUUUUCUGGGAAACGUUGGAACCCUGAAUUCCUCCAGGACGCCUGUGUUGGAUCAUCUGGUGAAAUGACAAAGAAUGGUUGGUCGAACACUCAGGUAUUCCAGAACUAUGUCACAAACCAUUUUGCGAAGUAUGCAAAUCUGUCACCAGAGAUACCAACCUUAUUACUGUAUGAUGGACAUAAAUCACACAUUUCCCUUACUCUUACUCAGUGGGCUGAAAGAAACAAUGUGAUAUUAUUUGUUCUGCCUCCACAUACAAGCCAUUUGACACAACCACUGGAUGUUGGGGUAUUUGGACCAUUCAAGAAGAUGUAUAGUAUGGCUUGUCACUCUUACAUGCAACAGAACCCUGGUCUUACCAUUUCAAAGUACAGUGUGGCAGCAUUGACAGCCAAACCAUACAUGAAAGCUCUGUCCACAGAAAAUCUGCAAGGUGCAUUUAGGAAAGCCGGCAUAUUUCCAUUUGACAAAACCACCAUUUCUGAUGGGGAUCUUGCUCCAGCUGUGAUCUAUGAAUCUUGCAAAACUUCUGAUUUGUCACAGGAAUGCACCCCAAGUCCAAUGCAACCUUCAUCAACCAACAUUAACUGUGAAACAAAAGUAACUUCCAACACAGAUGACCAGUCAUUCUUUGCUGAACGAACUGUCACGAAAGCUCUUGUGAAAAAAACCCAAACGAAAGUUUGUACCUCCCUUCCUCACUGGGAAUUUAUUGAAAGAAAAAAACAUCGAAAUAAUGGAACAGUCUGCAAAAAAAACAAAAUCAGAACCACUGUCACAAAAUCAGAAAGACCCUAUGCCAAGCACCUCAGGAGUGACUAA